AUGUGGUCCUCAUUCGUCGCGUUGCUGGCACUGUCAGUGAACGCACUCGCUGCUCCCAGCAAAACUUCAACAGUUGCCCGUGUGAAGAACGGCACCAUAGAGGGAGUGCAUUCGCCUUCGUAUAAUCAGGAUUUCUUCCUCGGUGUACCGUUUGCUCAGCCGCCCCUAGGUGACCUCCGGUUCAGGCAAGCUCAGUCGUUGAACACGACCUGGGAGGGGACUCGGGAUGCAAAGGAGUACGCUACACACUGUGUCGGCUAUGGGCUCGACCAAACCUUCUACAAAGCCUCGGAAGACUGCUUAUACCUCAACGUGGUCCGUCCAUCUGGAUAUGACAACAAGAAACUCCCAGUCGCCUUCUGGAUCCAUGGCGGAACAUUCACAAAUGGUGGAGCCGCUGAUCAGCGCUACAACCUCUCUUUCAUCGUCGAGCAGUCCGUCAAGAUCGGCAAACCGAUCAUUGGCGUUUCGAUCAACUACCGUCUCAGCCUCUGGGGAUUCACUAGCUCGAAUGAACUUGCAAGCGAAGGUUUACUAAACAUCGGUCUGAAAGACCAGAGACUGGCGUUGCACUGGGUGCAGGAAAACAUCGAAGCCUUCGGAGGCGACCCAAAGAAAGUCACCAUCUUUGGCGAGUCAGCCGGUGCAGCUUCUAUUGGUUUUCACCUCACUGCUUACCGCGGCCGUGACGACCACCUUUUCCGUGCCGCGAUCCUCCAGUCUGGCAACCCCAUCUUCUAUAACGCCCAACGCGGCGCGAAUGCCACUCAAUCGGCCUUCAACACUGUAGUCUCUCAAGUCGGAUGCGCCUCGUCCUCCAACAAGAUCCAGUGCCUCCGUGACACCCCCUUCUCAGCACUCAACGCAACCAUGAACGGCACGCUCUCCUCAACUGGCGGCUUCGCUCCCGUCACCGACGGCGACUUGGUACAAGACUAUGGCUCCUCGCAGCUCAGCCGCGGUGAGUUCGUAAAAGUGCCCAUAAUCACCGGUACCAACAGCGACGAAGGCGCCUCCUUCGCGCCCUACGGCAUCAACACCACGGCCCAAUUCCAAGCCGCACUCACAGCCAGCAACCUACCCCUUACUCUCCAAACCUCCCUGCUAGCCGCCUACCCCGACGACCUAUCUACCAACGUCAUUGCCGCCCUCGGCAACCAAAGACCCGCUGCCAGCUUCGGCUACCAAUUCCGCCGCGUCGCUACCUACAUCGGCGACCAGCUCUUCAUCGCACCACGCCGACAGACGGCCAAGUCGUGGGCGCAGCACGAGGUCCCCGCUUACGCAUACCGCUUCAACGCCGACCAAGCCGGCUUCGCCCCCGAGCUAGCCAUCAGCCACUUCAAGGAGAUCGGCUUCGUCUUCUACAACCUCGCCGGCGUCGGGUUCCGCCCGGACAUCAAGCCGUUCGAGGGCAAGCCGGAGCGGUACGCGCAGUUGAGUGCGUUUGUGUGCCGCUCGUGGAUCAGCUUUGUGCACGAUCUCGAUCCGAAUGCGUGGCCUGGGCGAGACGGUGUUGUUCCGCUGUGGCCGCAGUAUAGCGUCGAGGACCCGAGUGAUUUUGUGUUCGAGGUUAAUGCCACGAGUCACGUUGAGGCGGAUACGUGGAGGGGGGAGGGGAUUGAGAUCAUCAAUCAGAAUGCCUUGGCCGUGUUUAGCAGGUAG
Molecule: messenger RNA, 1665 nt
Organism: Ascochyta rabiei
Lineage: Eukaryota; Fungi; Ascomycota; Dothideomycetes; Pleosporales; Didymellaceae
Exons: 4
Coding region: 1-1665 (554 amino acids)
Molecular function (GO): carboxylic ester hydrolase activity
Source: RefSeq, a predicted model, not a curated record